This is a messenger RNA of Aspergillus oryzae RIB40, 318 nucleotides long. RefSeq lists its product as uncharacterized. The transcript has 2 exons. The record is from RefSeq and is a predicted model, not a curated record. NCBI's taxonomy places the organism in Eukaryota, Fungi, Ascomycota, Eurotiomycetes, Eurotiales, Aspergillaceae. Bases 1 to 318 code for a protein of 105 amino acids.
AUGCCCCGGAUUACAAGGAACGACCCUGUUAUUAGUGUGACUGCAUUGGAAGCUUGGACGACAGGCGUAGAUGCUCUUAAAGCUGCGGUUGAUGUCACCAUUGAAAGUGGCAAAAGGACGCUGUCUUUCAACGCCACGGCUGGGAGCACCAUGAACGGCGUCUUUGACCCAAUCGACAAGAUAUGGGCAAUGUCUGGAAGGCAAACGACUGGCUCCAUGUUGAUGCCUGUUGGGGAGGAAUGGGUUGCAAUUUCUGACAAUCCGAGACAUCCGAACAGAGGAAAUCUCGCUGACGGUACGGGGUUCUCCGCGGCCUGA